Molecule: messenger RNA, 1095 nt
Organism: Gigantopelta aegis
Lineage: Eukaryota; Metazoa; Mollusca; Gastropoda; Neomphalida; Peltospiridae
Product: mediator of RNA polymerase II transcription subunit 19-like
Exons: 6
Coding region: 8-724 (238 amino acids)
Biological process (GO): positive regulation of transcription by RNA polymerase II
Cellular component (GO): mediator complex
Molecular function (GO): transcription factor binding; transcription coregulator activity
Source: RefSeq, a predicted model, not a curated record
GCAAUGGAUGAAGAUGGCUGAUCCGCUUCGUCGUCCAGAACAAAUAUCACCGAAGUCGAGUCCCAGAGACAGAGGAUCCCGAUCUCCGGCGUAUGUUCCGCGACAAGACUCAACAGGAACCCUGAAGACAACAAUAAGCCUGGGGAAAGUGCCCUCUGUAAUCCACACGGGUCCAUUCUAUCUCCUAAAAGAUGUACCUGAAAAAUCUGAAAUCACUGGAAGCACCAACUUAUUCCGAAGUCAUGGGCUGGAACAUUCAUACAGCAAGUUCUGUGGAAAGAAAGUUAAAGAUGAACUUAGCUCCUUCCUUCCCCACCUUCCAGGGAACAUUGACACACCAGGGAUGUCAGAUAACAGUGUAUUGCUUGCAAUAUCUCGUUGCAGUUCUUUGCGGUCACUCAUUGAGAAGCCUCCGAUCACAGGGAAAGAGCUGACACCUCUUUCUGGAUCUGGAUUGGCUGGAUUCCGACUUCACCCUGGUCCUUUGCCGGAGCAGUAUCAAAUGAUGAACCUGAUGACGCAGAAGAAGAAACACAAACACAAGAAGAAGCACAAGGAAGGCGACAAGGGCAACACUCUCCAGGAAACACAGACUGACAACACGGCCGAUGCUGAGGCGAAGAAACACAAGAAACCAAAGAAAGACGAAGAGCAAAAAGACGCCAACAGUCGGAGGAAAAAGAGAAAAGACAAGAAAAAGAAAAAGGUUACUGAACAUGUCUGAUCUUAAAUAUGACAUUUCAAAAUACCUAUUUAUCUUCAGCCAGAAACACAGCCCAGAACACACAUCUACACACGGUGAUCCAGUGUGACAGAAAUCUGCAUCGUUUAUCAUCACAUUUGAAAUGUGACUUCACAGCAUGAACUGCUGCCAAUGUUUUAUAAGUUAUUUACCAGCAUCUGUCAUAAAGACCAGUGCACAUUGCUGUUUUUAUUCAUUUGUGUGAAAUCAUCGUGGUCAUUUUACUGUGCAUUGCAUUUGGACAGAAUGCAAAGUGGUUUGUUGUGUUUACAUGUAUGUUGACAGUGUAUUUUUUUUUAUUUAUUCUCACCAUCUUGAGAAUAAAUGGUGUAUUUAUAGUGAAAUAGACUAAA